AUGGUUUUCUGAUUUCAUAUGACAGAAUCAAGGCGCAUCAUCUGCUUGAUAUGUUGUUCCCUUUUCUUUUGGGAGAGAAAAAAAAAAGAACGAAAGGAAGGAUGUUUAACGGAAAUAAUGGCAAUCUUCAGUUCCCCUCUUUCUUGGAGCAAGAACAAUUCCGUUAUGGUUCUAGUGCAUCUACUCAAUUGCAGUUGUUUGGAAACACUGAAUGUAACAUGUCGCAGAGCAAAGCAUCAAUUGGUCUAUCAUGGGCUCCCAAGGUGCCUAUCUUCUCUAAAAAAGCAAAAGAAAGCGCAGGAAAGUUGCAAAUAAAAGAACCCACUUGGACGCCCGAGAACGAGCUUGUAGAUGGAUUGUUUGUUCCUCCGAGGGACCCAAGAAAGUUGAAUAAGCUGAUGAAGAAAAGUUUGAAAGAUACCGCUGGUGCGAGUUGGUUCGACAUGCCUGCCCCGACUAUCACCCCUGAAUUAAAGAAGGAUCUAGAGAUUCUCAAGUUGAGGAGUGUAAUUGACCCCAAAAGGCACUUCAAAAAAGGUGACAAGUCCAAGACCCUUCCCAAGUAUUUUCAGGUGGGCACAGUUAUUGAACCUGCAUCUGAGUUCUUCUCAGGCAGGCUGACAAAGAAAGAGAGGAAGGCAACAUUGGCCGAUGAAUUGCUAUCUGACCAUAAUCUCAAGGCUUAUAGGAAACGCAAGGUACAAGAAAUCGAUGAGUCCCGUAAACCUGGUGGUGUUGAGAAGUGGAAGAUCAAGGGUCGCAAUUCCCGAAAAAGGGCCAAAGAUAGAAGGAGAUGAGAUCAUCGUGCCAACUGAUUCAACGUAGAUGCAGGGUAAAGUGGUGAGGAGGGUGCGAGUUGAUCAUUGCUUGAAUUGCGGCAAUACAUUACAAAGCUUUAGAUUCGUAUCGCAUUGAGUGUGUUUCGGUUUGUACAAGGGCCCUAUUUUUGCUGUAUCACACUUCAUUUGUAGCAGAAUAUUCACUUGUUUAACAAAUUUCAGUACUGCGGAACAAAUUGCCAUGCUA
Molecule: messenger RNA, 1026 nt
Organism: Ananas comosus (pineapple)
Lineage: Eukaryota; Viridiplantae; Streptophyta; Magnoliopsida; Poales; Bromeliaceae
Product: rRNA-processing protein fcf2-like
Exons: 7
Coding region: 51-797 (248 amino acids)
Biological process (GO): RNA processing
Cellular component (GO): nucleolus
Molecular function (GO): RNA binding
Source: RefSeq, a predicted model, not a curated record